CAACACAAGAGAUAUUUUCUUCACACAUAGUAUGAGUUGCAGUCUGACACAGUUUUCCACCCCCUUUUGACUUCCAGGAUAUAGGCCUAAUCCCAGCCCUGAUCACAGCUGUUUUUAAAUAUCGAUUAUUGGUCGACAUUGGUGUAUUCCAAAAUAUUUUAGGCCUACUUGAAGUAAAAUAAACAUUUACUGAAAUUAAAUCUAAAACACUAAAACGUAUCUUAUUUCGGCAUGUUUCCAAAACAAAUUUCUCAUUUUUAUUUAUUUUAAGAAAGAAAAAAAGAAAAAGAAAACUAAUAGACAUGACAAUACACACAACAAAAUUACUAAAAAAAUAAAUUAAAAUGUUAAAAAAAUUAUAAAAUAUAUUAAAAAAAUACAAAUUCAAAAUACUAACAAAAGUGUAUUAAUGAUACUAAAAUAACUCUGUAAAACAGUGUUAAAAUAACACUGUAUUGGUAAAUCCAUCUGGCAGUAAGUUGAAUGUAAGUGUUUUCCAAAUAACUGUUAACAUAUUUUCAAUGUCACAUUUGAAUUAAAAAGAUUAAAUUCUAUAAUUAUUCAAUUGUUAUGCCAAGCGGCUUGUUCAGUUGUGUCUUCUUGUCUGUUUGGACACAAUAUUAUUUACUGAGCCAACAUCAUUUUGCCAGAGUUUCUUCAAGCAUGAUUCCAGUCUUGAAUUUUAACAUAGACUUCAGCAGUGAAUAUAAAGUCUGAAUUGCUCUCUCUGAAUGAUUCUACUUACAGCAACAGUAGAUGAAUCCAUUUUUACUGACCACGGUUGCAAUCAACCUCCCAGUAGGAGCAUCCCUGGAAAGAAACGUUAUUCACAGGACUUCCUGACUGUCACACCAUGGAUAUUCUUUUCACCUCGUCCUUCCCCGUUUUAUGCCAGGACUCUAGAAAUUAUAAUCUCACAACUCUCUGUCCUGACAACCAAAAGGUAAACUCAACGCCUCCUGCUCUGGUUAACCCACCAGCUUUUGGGAUGUCCUACUUCACCAUGACCCUCGGUGCCCUCUCAAACCUAACUGCACUAGGUAUCCUAGUCCAUUCCUAUGCCUGCUUCCGCCGACGGGCCAAAGUGCCAUUCCUACUGCUGGCUUCAGCCCUGCUUCUGAGUGACCUGGCAGGUCACCUGAUCACAGGGGCUUUGGCACUUCACCUCCAUCUUGAAAGGGUGAAGCAUUAUGGGGCGGCAGUAGCAGUGGAGCCUCCUCAGGUUUACUGCAAGUUAUUUGGAGCUUGCAUGGUGUUUUUCGGUCUCUGCCCUCUGCUGCUGGGCAGCGCAAUGGCAGUGGAGCGCUGCAUAGGCAUCACGCAACCUCUCCUGCACCCAGCGGUUGUCACCAUGACACGCGUCCGCCUCACCGUGCUCCUGAUCGCCUUCACAGCUCUCACUUUGGCGGGACUCCCUCUGCUGAACGUGGGCAACUACAAACCACAGUUUCCAGGCACCUGGUGUUUCUUACCUGUGAACGGUCCGCUUUCCUUCACUGACGCCAGCCUUGCUUUGGCUUUUUCCAUACUGGGGCUUGUAACAUUGAGUGUCUCAGUUGUGUCUAAUAUUAUAAGUGGGCUGAAAUUGCUCCAAGCGAGGUUUAAGGACCGAUGUGUUAAGUCAAACGCUGCUCGGAGACAUGGAUUCGUCUCAUCUUCGUCUCUGCAUUCCUUGGAUGUGGAAAUGAUGACUCAGCUGGCCGUGAUAACAGUGGUCUCCUGCAUCUGUUGGAGUCCAUUUCUUAUUUACAUCCUCAUAUCCAUUGACAGGUUUUAUAAAGGAAUCAAGAGACCAGUGCAUCAGUGUGAGAAGCUGCUUCUCUUGGCUCUGCGCUUGGCUAGCUGGAACCAGAUUCUGGAUCCAUGGGUUUACAUCCUCCUCCGGCGAGCGGUUCUGCGAAGAGUCCUUCAGCUGCUGCAGCCCGACAGAGUCGUGUUUACACAGAGCAGCUACUACAGAGACUCACACAGAAAGCAAAUUACUUCACACUGAUUACACAUUUGUUUAUAACUUUGAAUAUGUUUACUUGGGGUCAUUCACCAAAAAUAUAUGAAAUCAAAUAUUUAUAAAGAAAUUGCGUGAGAAUUUUUUCCAAGUAAAAAAGAAGUGCAUGUGUAUAGCCUACUUCAAAUCUCAAAAGUUUUUUUUUUUUACUUUACUUGUAGAUAAUAUAAUAUUAAUCAAAUAAAAAGCCACUUUAAAUGUACUGAAAGUAUACUUUCAAGACUAUAUAUUUUUUUUAAAGCUGCAGUCCGUACCUUUCUUUUUUUUUUUUUUUUUGGUUAAAAAUUAUCCAAAAUCAAAUUUUGAGCAAGUCCAUAAACCAUAGCGGUCAACCCUCCCGUUUUUUCCGGGUUUCUCCCGUAUUUUAGCUCUUUUCCCGCUGUCUUCCCGUUUUAGUAUUUUCCCGUAAAAUAUCCCGUAUUUUUACGCUCUGAUUGUGUUAACUCAGAACAUGCAACUAUCUGUGUCUGAGAAGUGGCUUGCACUUGACCACGGGCGAAGCACGUAGGCUAUGCAUGCGCCAAACCCGUCUUUCCGCGCUCAUGGAGUUUCUUUGAAAGGCUCGCGGGAGAAAUGGGAACACGGGGGCACCGCGAUGCGACCGCAAAGGGCACUUUCACUUUCACGAUCAAAGUGCACGCCACUGAUAAGCAUUGUAAAUGCAGUAUUACAGUAUACACAUAGCAAUUAAACGUGCAGUUCUCCUCUCAUGCGUCCUCCUCACUGGACGAGGCAAUAUCACUUUCGUUUCGCUUUCAGAUAUAUCUUUUAUAGAUGCCAUCAAUGCUUUUACCUUUCUAGAUGUAUUUACCGAAAUCAAAACAGUCCAUAAACUAUAAAUCCUCAUGAAAACUUCAGUCAAGCCAGCUCACGCGUCAACCUGAGAGAUCAGCCUCCAAAUUUCGCGGUUUCUGAAUGGGCGGUUUGGCUUGAUUGACAAACGCUAACGUUCGGGCAUGAUUUAUAUACCAUCAUCGACCUGUCCUAAAACGUUAG
Megalobrama amblycephala (Wuchang bream) is the source of this 3001-nucleotide messenger RNA. It is a transcript of the gene ptger1c, whose product is annotated as prostaglandin E receptor 1c (subtype EP1). The transcript is spliced from 2 exons. Gene Ontology annotation, cellular component: plasma membrane. The coding region runs from base 854 to 1993 and encodes 379 amino acids. The record is from RefSeq and is a predicted model, not a curated record. Gene Ontology annotation, molecular function: thromboxane receptor activity; prostaglandin E receptor activity. Gene Ontology annotation, biological process: adenylate cyclase-activating G protein-coupled receptor signaling pathway; inflammatory response; positive regulation of cytosolic calcium ion concentration. NCBI's taxonomy places the organism in Eukaryota, Metazoa, Chordata, Actinopteri, Cypriniformes, Xenocyprididae.